AUGAAUAAGAUGAAUAGCUCAAUGGUAACGGAGUUUGUUUUGUUAGGACUCACCAAAACAUGGGAACUUGAAAUUUUCUUUUUUUUCAUAUUUUUGUUGGCCUAUGUAGCAAUUAUGGCAGGAAACCUUCUCAUCGUGGUCACUGUAACCUUUGACUCACUUCUAUACUCCACACCAAUGUACUUCCUCCUUGGAAAUCUCUCCUUCCUGGAUAUGUGUAUUUCCACAAUCACAACCCCUAAGAUGGUCACAGAUUUCCUCAGAGAGUAUAAAACUAUUUCUUUGUGGGGCUGUAUGGCUCAGAUGUUCCUCCUCCACUUUUUAGGCGGCAGUGAGAUGACUCUUCUCAUAGUCAUGGCUGUUGAUCGAUACAUUGCAAUAUGCAAACCUCUUCACUACACAUCCAUCAUGAAUCGCCGGGUCCUCGUGGGCUCUGUGCUGCUCUCAUGGGCUGUUGGUUUUGUGCAUACGAUGAGCCAGAUGGUUUUUACUAUCACGUUGCCUUUUUGUGGCCCCAACAUAGUAGAUGAUAUUUUUUGUGACCUUCCCCGUGUUCUAAAACUUGCCUGCACUGAGACCUACAUUCUGGAGUUGCUGGUAACUGUGGACAGUGGGCUGUUGUCUUUCAUCUGCUUCAUACUCCUGCUCAUUUCCUACACUGUUAUUCUAGUAACUGUCCGACGUCGAUCCUCUGGUGGACUCUCCAAGGCUCUGUCCACACUGUCUGCUCACAUUACUGUGGUCACUCUGUUUUUUGGGCCAAUUAUCUUCAUUUAUGCUUGGCCAUCCAGUGGCUUUUCAGUGGAUAAAUUUCUUUCUGUGUUUUAUUCAAUUAUUACACCUUUACUGAACCCCAUCAUUUAUACUCUGAGAAAUCAGGAGAUGAAAGCAGCCAUUAGUAGACUGAGGACCAAACAUAUCCUCAGAAUAAACUGGUAUUGUUUUGUUUGUAGAUUUUAA
Messenger RNA from Lontra canadensis (Northern American river otter), 960 nucleotides. RefSeq names its product olfactory receptor 4K13-like. Gene Ontology annotation, cellular component: membrane. Lineage: Eukaryota; Metazoa; Chordata; Mammalia; Carnivora; Mustelidae. Bases 1 to 960 code for a protein of 319 amino acids. Gene Ontology annotation, biological process: G protein-coupled receptor signaling pathway. Gene Ontology annotation, molecular function: olfactory receptor activity; G protein-coupled receptor activity. The transcript has a single exon. The record is from RefSeq and is a predicted model, not a curated record.